Diatraea saccharalis (sugarcane borer) is the source of this 2407-nucleotide messenger RNA. Lineage: Eukaryota; Metazoa; Arthropoda; Insecta; Lepidoptera; Crambidae. The record is from the annotation of a GenBank genome assembly.
AAUGUAUACUUUACUCUUUGUUAGUUUUAUAAAAAAAAAAUGGUUCGGUUUCUGAUGUGAUAGCGAUAAAAUAAAUUGUUAAAAAACAGGAUAAUUUAGAAUAAUACGUGAUAUGUUUGAUGAAUAUUGUGUUGGUGCUUCUGCCCUUUGAGUAUUUUUAAACUUCUUUCUUAGUUUCCUAGUUACGUACAGAGACCCGCACGGGUUGUCGCUAUUUAAAAUGUCGGGCGACCACAAAACACUGAUAAAAGGAAGUCCAUCGCAGUAUGUUAAACUGAAUGUAGGCGGUACUUUAUUUUAUACUACGAUCGGAACUCUAACGAAAAGUGACAAUAUGUUAAGGACAAUGUUCAGCGGCAGGAUGGAAGUGCUCACAGAUUCUGAAGGUUGGAUACUCAUUGACCGGUGUGGAAAACAUUUUGGAACUAUUCUUAACUACCUCAGAGAUGGUACAGUUGCAUUGCCAGAUAGUUAUCGCGAAGUCAUGGAGUUAUUAGCUGAGGCAAAAUAUUUUCUAAUUGAAGAACUGACAGAAUCUUGUCAACAGGCACUAGCAAAGAAAGAGCGAGAGGCAGAACCAAUAUGUAGGGUCCCUUUGAUAACUUCACAUAAAGAAGAGCAGUUGCUUAUUAUGUCAACAUCAAAGCCUGUGGUAAAACUACUCAUAAACAGACACAACAAUAAAUAUUCUUAUACCAGCACAUCAGAUGAUAAUUUACUCAAGAAUAUUGAACUUUUUGAUAAAUUAUCAUUAAGAUUCAGUGGCAGGGUUCUGUUCAUAAAAGAUGUUAUUGGGUCUAAUGAGAUAUGCUGUUGGUCAUUCUUUGGACAUGGAAAAAAAUGUGCAGAAGUCUGUUGCACAUCUAUUGUAUAUGCCACAGAUAAGAAGCAUACAAAAGUGGAGUUUCCAGAAGCAAGAAUUUAUGAAGAAACUCUUGGUAUUCUACUAUAUGAAAGUAGAAAUGGUCCAGACCAAGAUCUAAUACAAGCGACAUCAUCCCGUGGUGCAGUAGGAGGGCUUUCUUGUACCAGUGAUGAGGAAGAAGAACGGUCGGGUUUGGCACGCCUCAGAUCAAAUAAGCAGAAUAAUCAGUCUUAGCGGUUACAGUCUGGCUUGGCACGCCUUAGAAGCUCUAAAAGGACAAAUGUCUGAUACCAAGCCGGCUUUAUAAUGCCAUGCUGUUGGUUGCCAUGCUUUGGUUUGUAGAAGUCAUUGAGCUGUGUCUAUGCCCUUUCUAUAUGGGUCUCUCUUUUUGUGAGCUCUCUUUGAUAUGUGAAGGUUUCUAAGGUGGGAAGUAUAUUAUCAUUGUGUCAGAUGGCUGGUGGCUGGUGGAUCAGUAUGAUGGACUACUAUUCUGUGUUUACAUAUCCAUUUUGUGUUUAGUGGAUGUUUGUCACAAAAUAGUUUAUAGUUGAUCCAAUUGGCAGGUGUAAAAAUGUAUCAUUAAUAACCCAAUCUGAUAAUUUGAAGGCUCCAUUCAACUAGAACUAUUUCAAGAGUUAUUGUUAAAUAGUUGUUAUACCAUGACAUUAGAUGUGAAAAAUAAAAUAAAACUACAAUAAAUUUUUUUUAAUAAAGUUUCAUAGAAUCAUUAAUUAUAUUACAAGGUAAUAUAAAAUAAUGUAUGUAUUGAUUGUAGUAGUAAGAAAAAUGUAAAAGGUAUACUUUUUCCUGUACUUUAAUGUAGUCUAAUAUUUGUUUAAAAUUAGUUCUCAACAUAGCUCAAGUAAAUUGCCAAAUUGAUGUUGUUAAAAAUAUCUUUAUAUUUUAUUUGGAUUCAAUGUCUAGUGAAGUAUUAGUUAUUUUAUUAGACAUUCUAUAUAUUUUUUAUAUAAUAGAAACUUAUGCUUUAUACAGGUAAAAUAAAAAACUUGCAAUGUUAGUACAAUAAAUGUAGCUUGUUAAUGCAGGGUUUGCUUAAGAUGCUUAUCCUAUAUUAUCCUAAAUUAAUAAUAUUGAAUUAGAAUUACUAAAUGCCAUUUUAAAUGGUUUACACGUCAGAUAAUUUUGUGUCUAGUCUGAUAUUUUUAUGGUUCAAAUCAACAAUUCUAGGUUUAUAGUGAUAAAAAAUAACAAAAUCUGGAGGCUUAAUAUAUUUAAUAAAUGAUUUCUUAAUAAUAAAUUUAUUGGUCACUACAGAUAUUGUUAUUUAUGAGGUUUUUCACUAUUUAUCCACAUAGACUUAGCUGACACCUUUUUCUACCAUUGAAAAAUAUACAAGAUUUAAAAUUAAAGUUUGUCCCGUUUCUUCAUCUAAGUGUUUAAUAUUAAGAGUUAUAAAAUGUAUCUAAUUGUUAAUCUUAUAAUAUAUAUGCUCACGGAUUAGCUGUCUGGUGUUGUUUUGUUUUUAUAAUUAAUUACUAGUGCUCUUCAAACUGUUUGGUAUCUGAGGUCAGAAAUCCCAGC